Messenger RNA from Dermatophagoides pteronyssinus (European house dust mite), 1462 nucleotides. RefSeq lists its product as uncharacterized. The record is from RefSeq and is a predicted model, not a curated record. NCBI's taxonomy places the organism in Eukaryota, Metazoa, Arthropoda, Arachnida, Sarcoptiformes, Pyroglyphidae.
UUAGUGUGUUUUCAAAAGUAUUCUUGAAGUUUCUUUCGCAAACAAAUAGAAUUAUUUUCUUCAAAAUUCAAUUUCCUUCAAAAUGACCGAUAAAAAGAAUACAUUAAGAUUCUAUUGGAUUGGCCGAUUUCGUUAUAAAUUUUCUCAUCAUCUAAUCAACUUUUAUGAACGUAAUGUUCCGAAAAGUCAAAUGACAGCGUUAUCGAAAAAAGCAAAUGACAAAUAUAAUGAGAUAAAAGUCGAUUGGAACAUGCGAUAUUCAUUUGGUCUAGAUGAAUAUUUUGCUUUAGCCUUAUGUAUAACACUCGGAUUACGUGGUUUGUACGCCUUAACAGAUCGUUCGUAUUGGCAUGAUACAAAAAAGCAAAUGUAUUUUGGCAGUUUCUUUGGCGUAUACAAUGCUCAUCCAUUUCAUAUAGAAACUUUAUGUCUUGUUUGGGCUUUAAAUUGUCUCAACGUUCAAUUAUUCUCAUUAUUCUGUCGAUUGAAACAUUUUAAAUGGCUUAACAUUAUUAUGAUGCUUGACGAACAAAUUCCAUUGAAAAACAUGGGUCUUAAAUCCAAAGAAUUAAAGGAGAUAAAAUUCAAAGCAUCACUUAUGUCUUAUUUCAUCCGUAACACUAUCAUUUGGUUAUCAACUAUUUGCUAUCUCAUUUUGACAUAUAAAUUUUUUAAUGCUUAUUCGUUAAUUGAUUUCCUAAUUUUUGGCAUUCCAUGGAGCAUUUUUUAUGCAAUCACAACAGCAUUGAUAACAUCAUCAAUUUACUAUACAAAUUUCUAUGUAUUUCUCAUUUCCGAUAUAAUGCGUGUAAAAUUCAUACGCUUUGAAAAAAUGAUAGAUUUAUUAUCGGAUUUUUCAAAAAAUGAUUUAUUACUUCGUAAUCCAAAGUUCCUUAAAGUAAUGCUCGAUCGAAAGAUGUAUCAAUCAUAUCAUUAUUUAAAUGGUUUAAUGGUGGAAUAUGAUAUUUAUAAUAAUACAUGGAAAUGGUUGGCUACAUUUGCCUUAUUAUGGCGUUUCAUUAUAAUCAAUUUCGUUUCAUUUCUUGCCAUUUUUUAUGAUAUGCCACCUACAUUUCAACUGAUGUAUCGAUCAAUAUUUAUGAGUGAAAAUUUUGCUUUUUUACUAUUCUUACUCAAAGUUGUUCUCAUUCACAUAAAUAUGAUUGAUUCUAGUAAACGUUUACGGCAAUUUCUAUAUCAAAUGAAAAGUAAUCCGCUUACGUUAUCGAUGCAAAUGAAGACAUUGGAAUAUAUAACAUUUCUGCAAGAACCUAGACAAUUUGGUCAAACGAUUGUUAGCGGACAUCUUAUACAAUUGAAACAUGUGUUUCUUAUAAUCAAAGAAUUUUCAAGCUACUUCCUUCUUUUGGCAAGCAUUUCAUUUCGACUUAUUAAAUGAAAAACAUUCCUGUUAUUUUUUUUAUUAAUUCAUCAAUAAACUCAUUAUUUUCAAGAUUGUUUG